AUGGCGAUUUCCAGUAUUGCCGCCGGCAGCCAUCAUAUAUUUGGCUCCCUGGUGAAGUUAGCCAGAAAUUUCACGAGGUACAUGGGUCUAAAUUUUUCUAAAGGUCUGAAUGACUUCAAAACCACCCUCAAAAAUUGGUCUCCAAAAAUUGUUCACGGCAAUACAUUGUUUGUUGACUUUUCAGGAGCGUUCUUCAUUCCAUACGUUCUGUUCCUGGUAUUAUGCGGGGUACCUCUCUUCUUUCUGGAAGUUUCAUACGGCCAGUUCUCCAAUCUCAGCCCUAUAGCCAUCUGGAGGAUAUGUCCUUUGUUCAAAGGUGUGGGCAUCGGCAUGGUGAUUGUGUCAUCGAUCGUGUGCAUCUACUACAACGUGAUCAUCGCGUGGGCUCUGUACUACCUCGUCAUGUCAUUCCGUGCAGUGCUGCCAUGGAGCAACUGCAACAACGAGUGGAACACGGAGCAUUGUGUGGAUGUUGUCAAGGGGAACUCGACCAACACAAGUGUACUGGUCACCCUGAUGACCAACAUGACCAACGCCAUGUCCUACACUGUCGACACAACUCUAUCACCCAACAUGUCACGACUUGCAGAGAAAGCAAUGAGUGCUAGUGAAGAAUUUUGGGAACGCCACGUGUUGGAGCUGAGUGGGGGGAUUGAAGAGCCGGGCACUCUGCGCUGGCAGCUCGUCAUCGCCCUGUUCGUGUCGUGGGUCCUCGUCUUCCUCUGUCUCUUCAAGGGAGUGUCCGUCCUAGGCAAGGUGAUGCACUUCGCAGCACCAUUUCCUUAUCUAGUCCUCACAGUGCUGCUCAUCCGAGGUGUGACUCUGCCUGGAGCCAUGGAAGGAAUCAAGUUCUACAUCAUUCCCCGAUGGGAGAAGUUAGCUAGCUUCAGGGUGUGGGGUGAUGCAGCUCUACAGAUCUUCUAUUCUGUUGGCAUGGCGUGGGGUGGAAUCAUCACCAUGGCGAGUUACAACAAGUUCAACCACAAUGUCUACAGAGACUCCAUGAUGGUUCCGUUCAUUAACUGUGGUACGAGUAUCUUUGCUGGGUUUGUCAUCUUCUCUGUUCUGGGCUUCAUGGCUCAUGAAGCUGGUGUGUCGAUGGAGGACGUAGUCACUGAAGGACCAGGUUUAACAUUUGUAGCCUACCCACAGGCUAUCGCCAAGCUUCCCAUUUCACCUCUGUGGUCCGUGCUGUUCUUCCUGAUGCUCCUAACAAUAGGACUGGACAGUCAGUUUGGUAUGUUUGAGACGAUGCUCAGUGGCCUGAUGGAUGAGUAUCCUCAUUACCUGAGGAACAAGAAAACUCUGCUGACGAUUGGAACAUGUCUUCUGGAGUUCCUUCUUGGACUGGCCUGCAUAACACAGGGUGGAAUUUAUGUGCUACAGAUCAUGGAUUGGUACUGUGCCAGUUUCUCUCUGAUGCUCAUAUCCUUAUGUGAAUGUCUGGCCAUUUCUUGGAUUUAUGGUGCCGAUCGAUUUUACAAGGACAUUGAGAUGAUGAUUGGAUACAAGCCGCCAAUUUGGUGGAAAAUCAGCUGGAAGUAUAUCACACCAGCCAUCAUACUGUUUAUUUGGUUAUUCAGUGUUACAACUCUUGGUCCCGUCACGUACGGUGAUGUGAUUUACCCAACGUGGGCCAUUGUGUUUGGUUGGUGUUUAGCCGUCUGCUCCAUCAUUCCCAUCCCAGUCUUGAUGAUCUACCAGAUUGCUCAGGAAACUGGACCAAUAAUGCAGAGAAUAAGAAAACUGACCAAGCCAUCCCCACUGUGGGGACCCUCUCUUCCUGAACACCGCAAGCUGUAUCUGGAAUCUCUGGGAAUCACUGACCCAGAAACGGUGACGCCACUUGAACCAAAUAAGGACGAGGACACGACAAAGUCAAAACCACCACAGGAGCAUUUAGAGCUGAUUCACACAAACAAGGUAUGAACGUCGUCAUGGAAACAGCACACCAUCUGCAACUGAAGCAGGAAAAACGUCCACAACAUCAUUUCCUACAGAUGCCAAAUGUACCGCGUAGCUAACAGACACAAAGUUGAUUAGCUGACAUUGCUGUUAUUGUCAGGCUGUAUAGUUCCAAGCAUUCACCUGGUAAUGCUUUAUAGGGAGUGUGAACAAGGUUUUCAUAUUGUAUUGAACAUUACAAGACUGGUAGCAAUGUCAGGAGAUAUAGGCAUAUACUGUAAGAAUCUGCAGGACAGGUUAAUAACUUACACUGUUUCAAACAGUAAUACAUUGUUAUUAAAUUAUUCAUGUACAGCUGCUGAGUGAAAUUCAAGUGCUUAAGCUGAAUAAAAAAGGGUUAGAAAAUUUGACAAAUUGUCAUUGAAAGUUGUUAGCCAAAUUAAUUUUGCCUUAUUUUAUGCAUAAACAACCAAUAUCAUAAUGAUACAUUUUAGUCAAGUUUAGUAUCUGUUAAAACAUGUGUUAAUUGAACAAACACAAAA
Messenger RNA from Gigantopelta aegis, 2447 nucleotides. Its product is annotated as sodium- and chloride-dependent glycine transporter 1-like. Gene Ontology annotation, cellular component: membrane. Gene Ontology annotation, biological process: sodium ion transmembrane transport. The transcript is spliced from 13 exons. Bases 1 to 1929 code for a protein of 642 amino acids. The record is from RefSeq and is a predicted model, not a curated record. NCBI's taxonomy places the organism in Eukaryota, Metazoa, Mollusca, Gastropoda, Neomphalida, Peltospiridae.